Molecule: messenger RNA, 4751 nt
Organism: Lycium ferocissimum
Lineage: Eukaryota; Viridiplantae; Streptophyta; Magnoliopsida; Solanales; Solanaceae
Exons: 4
Coding region: 424-4452 (1342 amino acids)
Source: RefSeq, a predicted model, not a curated record
CAUUCAUCAACUCAUUAUCUUCUUGAAGUUGUCAUUUUUAGUCUUAAAAACCAACAAAAAGACUUUAUUUUUCUCUCUUUUUUUGGUUUUUUUUUCCCCAUUAUUUGUUUGUUUCCUCUCUUGGGUGAUCUUUUUGCAUCUGGGGUUUGCUUGAAUUUGAAUAUUAUUUAAAGCUGGUCUGGUUUUUACUAGUUAGAUGAGGCUGAUGAUUUUUAUGAAGAAAGGGUAAAUCUUGUUGGUGGUGGUGGGGUUUUGUGUUGUAAACAGUAAUAUUAUUUUUUGUAUGUGGUGAGGCCUUUAGGCUACUGUUAUGCUGAGGGCUAAGUAUAAUAAGGAGAUAAGACUAAGUAGUAGUCUUGAAAAAUAUAGCUACUACUGCAGCAACACAAGUAGAAGAAGAAUUAGGGAGAAGCUUAUCAGCAGAUGUUAUCUUCCAUUGAAAACAUUCCAUCAGAUCCUUCACAUAUCUCUCUACUGAAAAGUAGUAGCAGUGAUGAAAGGCCUUCUUCUGUUAAUAAGUUAGUAGAUCUGUCCAAUUCUGACCUUGAUGACAACAACAACAACAACAACAAAUUCUCCAUAAGGGAUUAUGUUUUCAGAACCCGGAGAAAGGACAUCAAGACCAAUUGGCCAUUUUCUCAGGAAAAUUUGCAGCUUUGUUUGAAGCAUGGCGCCACUGAUUUGUUACCUCCUUUUCAUGAAUCUGUUAAGGGAUGUGCUGUAGAUAAUCGUUCGACUGACAAGGACAAUAUAGUCACUUCUCACGUGAAGGAACAUGUUAAGCUAGAUGAUGAUCCUGUGUCCACCAGUCUGCCAAAACUAGCUGUGGAUUAUAGAAAUAUCAAUUCAAGUGGAUCUGAUAGAGAGAAGGUGUUUCGGUCAACGAUAACCAGUCAGUCUUGUUCUGAAUCAGCUGAAAGAAACCGUUGCUCGGGAAAGGGUCUGUUACCUCCUAUGUCAAACAAGAGUGGGAGCACAGUACAACCACCAGCAAAAAAGUGCAAAUUAAUAGUCAAAUUUGGAGAUAGAAACGUAGAAGAGGACACUACCACAAACAGUUUCAUGGUUUCCGAGGCAAUGGCUUCAAAAGUAUGUCCAGUUUGCAAGACAUUCACAUCCUCAUCGAACACGACCUUGAAUGCUCACAUUGAUCAAUGUCUCUCUGGAGAGUCAUCAACAGUCAAGUGGACAGCAAGUCCUAAGGUGAUUAAGCAGUACAAGAUAAAGCCAAAAAAAACAAGAUCGAUGGUGGAUAUCUAUGCAACGGCUAAGAGCUGUACAUUGGAGGAUCUCGAUAGGAGGAAUGGUACUAGCUGGGCCUCAAACCCGAGUUUAUCCAUUCGAGAGACUGAGGUAACACCUGCUGUUGAGAAACUGGAAAAACCUUCUGUUAAUGAAGGUGCUGUUUAUAUUGACGCUAAUGGCACUAAGGUUCGAAUUCUGUCCAAGUUCAAUGAUGAGCCACCAUCAUCAAAGCCGGUUAAUGAUUCUCUCGAGAAAAAAUUGGUAGAUGGAGAUAAAAGAAGCAAAUUCAGUUUGACAAAGAAGAGAAAGAAGAAGAAUCAUAUCGAGAAACAUCACAAGCUUUUGAAAUCUACUUCUCAUACAAAAAGUUUUUGCUUGUCCAAGCCUGAUCACUGUCCCAAGAUCAAGAUUGGUCAAGAGAGCACCUUUUCCCCCAGAGAAAAUGUUGACAAAGAGGAUUGCCUAAAUAAGCACCUCAGAUCUCCAGACCAGAUGGUAUCAAAUGGAUUGGGAACCAUAAAACAAUGGGCAUGUUCGAAGAGAACUGGCCUCACAAGGAAGAUCAGUGAUAAGGACAACCAUCAGCUUUCUGGCGUGCAAAGUGACAAUGAUGUGUUGCCUCAGGCUGAUUCAUUUAUGAAGCAAAGCUGUCUUCCGAAAUCUCCUAGUUCAGCUGUUUGUUUGCCUGAGAGUAGCCAAAGAACGAGGGAUAUGCCACUUGAGCCUCAAGAUGAACAAAUUGGGGAGCCUUCUCUGCAAAAGAAAAUGAACUUUUCAUUGUCUCGAUCUCCACUCCCAUCUAACAAGAAGAGAUCCCUAGUGUUACAAAGUUGCAAAACAAAACAUUUGAAGGUAGAUCGCCGUUCUGUAAACAAUAUCUCUGCGGAUCCUCCGGAAAUAACAGUAGAUCAUGCACUUUCUGUGAAAAAUAUGAGAGCAGAUAACUCUGAGAUCAAUUGUGAACAGUCCACCCCUCAUCCAUCGUUCUCCUCGAAAGCGAGGAAGUUGUCAUCAUUGAGGAAGAACAUUUCGUCCGUCAGUGAAGGGCCUGCUCGUGGUGUUAAAUGUAAUUUGAAGUGGAAAACAGCUUCCCUUAAGAAGUCUAGUAUGAGCUGUAGUUCAGAAUCUGAAGAACCCGAAGUUUGCCAGACUGAAGGAGAGAAACAUUGUUUAAGAGGAAAUCUCAGUGAAACAAACGUUCAAGGGAGCAAGAGUUGUGAGAGGGUAAUUGUUAAAAGGUCUAGACUUUUAAGCAUCAGGAAAAAUAGGGAGGUAAUUAUUCCCUCUAAUGUGGAAGAAGGUACCCUGGGCUUGAAGAGCUCACAAUCCUCAGCUGAGACCCAUUCUGAUAAUGAAACAGGCAGCAUUUUAGCUGGUGCAUCUGAUGCUAUGGGAUCUAUAAAAGCGAAUCAUCAAAGUCAGAAUGAGGAGAGUAUGGAUCCAGCUGCCUCUGAAUUCGAUGCGAGUGGAAAUUUUAUGAGUUUUAGCAAGUCUGUGGACACUGGAUCGGACGAGUUAUCUGAUCCUGCUAGGUCUCAUUGCGAGUCGCAAUUGUUUAAUGAAGAGUACAAAGGAUCUUUUCUUGGCACCAAAGCUGCAACAUGUUCACAAGAUCCUAUUUUGGGUGUUGAAGGGAUGCUUAGUGCAGUGGAAACUGGCAAUGUUGAUGAUGUCACUGAAUUAGGAUCUAAUGAUGGCCAAGGGAAUUACUUUUUGCAGGUUGAUCCAAUUCCCAUACCAGGACCACCUGGAUCCUUUUUACCUAGUCCUGGUCGUAUGAGCUCAGAAGACCUUCAUGGGAGUUCGUCAUUAACCAGCAGCAGAAUUCAAUCUUCUGCAGAUCAUCCCGAAUUCGUCGAUCGGGAUUCUUCCGGUUCGCCUACGUCUGCUGCAUCAACAGUUUCUAACUCCACUAUGACUAGAACUGGCUCAAGAUAUUCGGAGAAUUUAUAUGUCGGUGGAAGGGAUUCAUCAGAAACUGUUGAUCUUCUGGUGGAAAAUUCUGUCGCACUGCUUCAGACAGCAAAUACAGGAGACAAUAAGGAUGGACUGGACAAGUUAAAUGCAAAUACGUUAUUUCCUGGAAAGGGAAAUUUCAGAUUUACAAAUGAUAAGCCAUGUUGUUGUGUCAGGAAAGAAGGAGCAUCUCAAGGGUUUGCUUUGAAUCAUGAAGAGUCGCAAUUGUUACAGCGACGGACCCCUUUUCCUGCCAGUGAGAAUCAGUUGAGCCAUGAUUCACUCAAGAGACCUAAUAUCAUAUUGAAGAGCAAUUCAUUUUCUCUUAGUGACUCGAGUUCAGGACCUGAAACAAAUGCGACUAGAUCGUCCACGGGACAUUCUCAAUUUGGUAUUUCUGCUGAUUCUGAGUUCAAGCUCCCAACUCGUGAUUCUGAGUCUUUUAGUCCGUCUGCUUCUAAUCCAGUUCUCAGGCUGAUGGGAAAGGACUUAAUGGUCAUCAACAAAGAUGAAGAUUCCCCACUGAAUAGUAGAUCGUCCCACUCAAAUUCCAUGAAUGACCUGACAAACACUAGACUUCCUGGUGUUCGUAAUGAGGAUCUCAACUCCUUCCGUCAGGUGGAUGCGAAUAAUCGUCUUGUCUCACACUUCCCUGAAAGUGGUGAUCCAGUAAAGAAUUUUGAUGUCAGAUUGUUGAACGGUUUCAAAAGUCAUCAGAGUUACUCAAGGCCACAACAGCCAUCCCCUACAUCUCCAGCCUCGUUUUUGUGUAAGAGUAGUGGCAGUGGAAUGAUGGGUUCCUUUGGCAGACAAGACUAUUUAGGUGGGUGCAAUUUACAUACUGUGCGAAAUGGACCAAAUGAGGCAUGUGAUAUGAAGAAGUUUGUAGCAACUCCCAUCUCUCAUUGGCAGAAUAAUGCAACUUCAGUUGGGAAUGCCGUCAGAGAAAUUAUUGUAAUUGAUGAUUCUCCAGAAAACGAGGCUAAUUCUGCAUACACCACGGGGGGCAUGGGGAAAAGCAAGUCGUCAACCGGUAUCCAAAUGCAGAUCAGCUCGGGCUAUACCUCAAGUUUUGUGGAUCUCUGUGAAAAUAGACCCCAUGGAGUAGCUCAGAAUGCAAAUUUGCCUACUCAAGUGAAUGAGAUUCCAGCAAAGUGGAAUAGUUUAGUUCAUCCAAGCUCUUUCUCGGCUUCCUCAUCACCUGCAGGUCCUUUUAGAUCAUCUUUAUAUUAUUCUCCAGGCUUUUCAUAACCAAAAGGUCGCCUUUUGCAUGGCCAUUUACUCUCUUGACUGACAAUAGAACCUGAAAGAAAACACCGGCAAAGUUGAGCAGAUGAGUUAUUCUAUAUUGCGUUUUGCUUUCAUAGCGUCUGAUGUUCACUUGAAAAACUGAAAGUUCCAUAGAUAUAUAAAGCAGUUUACUUAGGCCAGUUGAAAGUUCCCUGGAGUGUCCAAUGUAUAAAAAAGUCUUCGAAUAAUGAGUUGUUCCGAGGAUCUGAACUUCCAAAUUGGUUUCUUUCUUCUGAAUAUCUUUCUUUUUCCUAUUUAAA